Molecule: messenger RNA, 642 nt
Organism: Aphanomyces invadans
Lineage: Eukaryota; Oomycota; Saprolegniomycetes; Saprolegniales; Verrucalvaceae
Exons: 2
Coding region: 23-358 (111 amino acids)
Source: RefSeq, a predicted model, not a curated record
GAAGUUGUUCUCUGGGAUCGCCAUGGCAACCACCGCCACCAACACCACGUGCGGCGUCUGCACGACGGGCCCGCGCAAAUACAAGUGCCCGCUCUGCCGACUGCCAUACUGCAGCACCGCGUGCUACAAGGUCCACAAAGAAGUGCCGUGUAUACCGCAAAGCAUCCUUGGACCCUCGGCACCAGCGACUUCAUUCGCCACGGACGGCGCCCCAACGAUCUCUACGUCCAAUGCUAGCGACGAGGACGACGAUAUUCCCCUUCUCACUAGCGAACAACUCGCUGUGCUGUCCAUGUCCGAAAAGGUGAAGAAAGCACUACAAGACCCUGCAACACGAAACAAGAUCAAAGCAGUAUGAUGCUCUCUCGUUUUAUCCAGUUAUGCAAACAGUCAAGCUCAUCCAUCUGUGCGACAGAUCGACGCACACCCCGACCGUCUGAAUGAGCUGCAAAAAGCCCUGGCCGACCCUGCGUUUGCCCGCUUUGUGUAUGGCAUGAUGGACGAGGUAAACAGCGCCGCUGCUGUCAGCACCAAGUAAACACAUUAAUUGACGUAAAGCACCAUACAUCAAUAGUAGGUGGAGUCGUAGCGACAAACUACCCCUCACGGGUCACAACGACCGUACGAAUCGUCUACGUUGCC